Pocillopora meandrina is the source of this 375-nucleotide messenger RNA. Lineage: Eukaryota; Metazoa; Cnidaria; Anthozoa; Scleractinia; Pocilloporidae. The record is from the annotation of a GenBank genome assembly.
CAAAAGUCGUACCUGUUAUCUAAAUUUCGAAUAGAGCAGACCACAGGCCACAAGCUUGACGCAGAGGUAGUUGCUCGAGAAAUGCGGCGUGCCCAGGGCACCGAUGGUGCACGACUAUUCCAGUCAUCGGAAUUCCUCACAACCACCCAGAUCACCUCCUUCUUCUCAAGACAGAGUGCCUUAGUACGCCAGAGAGAUCCUGAUGAGGCUGAUAUCCGAGCAGCUCAAGAGGAGAGUAAUUUUAACGAAGCAAAGGAGACUGUCGCGUCAAUACAACUUGACCAUCCCCUGAUCUACGAUCAGUACGAUCUUUGUGAAAUGGCGCUAAAUGACUCUUUGAAGAUCUUGAAGCUACCCAUGUUGCAGCAUAUGUGU